Messenger RNA from Recurvomyces mirabilis, 813 nucleotides. RefSeq names its product Replication factor C, subunit RFC4 (gene RCF2). The record is from RefSeq and is a predicted model, not a curated record. The coding region runs from base 1 to 813 and encodes 270 amino acids. Gene Ontology annotation, biological process: mitochondrial respiratory chain complex IV assembly. Gene Ontology annotation, cellular component: mitochondrial inner membrane. The transcript is spliced from 3 exons. NCBI's taxonomy places the organism in Eukaryota, Fungi, Ascomycota, Dothideomycetes, Mycosphaerellales, Teratosphaeriaceae.
AUGAAGAUCUUGACACCCCAGGAAGAGAAAGAGCAUUACAAUGCCACAAUCACAGGAGGCAUCGGAGGCGGUGCGAUAGGGACAGCAGUAGGCGCAUUGGGUGUCUACGCAGCAACAGCGAGAUACCCAGCCUUCAGAUCCUUAUCAGUACCAUUCCAAGCUUUCUUGGUCACCAGCACAGGCACAUUCGCAGCCAUCAUCUCCGCCGACACUUACUCCCGCAGCUACGAACGAAGUCGCCAUCCCGAGAAGAACUAUGUCGACGACGAAGAGAAGCUCCGCGCGCAAGCCCAGUCCCAAAAGUCCACCCAGCAACGAACAAUGGAAUGGCUGUCCGAAAACCGCUACGGCGUCGUCUUCGGCUCAUGGGUAGCCUCAAUGGGCACAGCUCUGGGCCUUGUAGGACGAAACCCCUACCUCACGACCCAACAAAAGCUCGUCCAAGCCCGUGUCUACGCCCAAGGCCUCACGAUCGCCGUCGUCAUCAUCUCCCUCGCCUUCGAAGGCACGGACUCCGCAACCGGCCGAGGACGAUGGGAAACGAUCAAAGUCCUGGAUCCAGACGACCCAACGCAUAAGAAUAUGAUUGAGAAGCAGAUCCAUCAUGAACGUUACGCGGGCGAGGAUCAAUGGCGGGACAUGGUUGCCGCGGAGGAGGAGAGGAUCAAGGACCGGGAGGAGGCGGUGAAGCAGGAUCAGGAGAGGCAGCAGAAGAAGGGGAAGAAGAAUGUGCAUCCGGAGAAGCAUGAUGCGAAGCAUGCGACGCAGGGAAAGCCGGAGGAGGCGAAGGCGAAAGGGGUCAACGCGCCGUGA